Molecule: messenger RNA, 1535 nt
Organism: Vitrella brassicaformis
Lineage: Eukaryota; Vitrellaceae
Source: the annotation of a GenBank genome assembly
CCACUGUCCAGUAUCUCCCGCACUCUCACUCAAACCAAUCUCACCAAAAGACCCACCAUCUCUUAGGCAGCACCACCUCACAAAACGCCGCCUCAACAGGCGUCAGCACCGCCCCCUCACCACCACCACACGGCCUCCGCUCUUUCAUCGUGUCGGUCAUCCUCUCCCAGUGCGCCUCGAUGGCCGCCUCCUCUCCUGGUGGCCAAAACAGGAUGCUACGGACAUUCAGUGCCAUCACACCAGCAACCACAGCAGCAGAGACGGCCGUAACAGCCGUCGCCCGCGAGGCGACCACUGCGUUGAGUCCCAUCUUGGACAGAGCCGCGAACAGGCCGCUGCCCAGCCAUGGUGACACCAGCAGCAGGAGAGGAGCGAAGAGCAGCAGGCAUGACGCCCAGUUGACCUCUGCGAGCGGUGCAAAUCGCCCCGUUGCCACGCCGAUGGCCCAUUGCUCGUUGUUGCCGAUACGGCUGUGGUACUGCAGUGGGCCGAGCCACUGUGCCACCCGCUUGUGGAUGUCAGCAACGUCUCGGGUGUCGAGGCUUGUCACCGCCUCGACCUUCGGCCACCAUACGCCGGCUGAAGCGAAGGAAUGCAGAGACACGAUGCGCACUCGGCCAUUCUGCCCCGCUGCGCCCCGCCUGGCCAUGGGUGGGGGGUAGCUGAUUGAAGAGAGGAAGCCGAUGGUGCACAUGGUGUCCGUGCCGGCGGCCUUGAUCAGACGGGCCAUCUCUUUGAGCCUCUUGUCGGAGAUGAAGGCUGCCUGCCCUUCAUGAUCACGGGUCGCGUUGAUGCAUGUCUCCUUGAGCAGCCGUGCUGUUGCUGCAGCCCCGCUCGAGUUGGUGCUUGUGGUGGCAUUGUCAGACAGGCUGAGGUCCAGCAGGGAAAAACCCGGCUUGGUCUUCUCAGUGACUGUCAUCCUUUUCGGCAGCCUCGAUGAUCUCCUCACUCUCUCAAUGGCCUUCACCAUUGUAGCAUUGGCCGUGCCAGCUGUCUGCAUGCUCGUGCUGCUACCGUAGCUGCUGCCGUCCUGUGUGAAUUCUCCAAUCAGCCCACGGCCAAGGUAGAUGCCGUAGUGCUUCUGCCACCAGCCGUGAGUCCUUCUAAUGAUGGCGCCAGGCUUGACGGGGCUGCCGUAGCUGUCUCGCAGAGUCGAAAGGUGUGCGGCGUCACACUCAUUGAGGGUCGAGACCAGUGCGCCACACAGGAAGGAGGCCGGGUCCCAGGCGGCGCCCUCGGCCUGCCAUGCAUAUGGCCAUCGGGGCCCCAAGGAAUGCACCGCCAGCAGGAGGAGGGCCGUGAAGCUCAGCAAAGUCUGCAGAGAAGCGACGACGAGAGGAUCGAUGCACCACGUUGUCUGCUUUCUUGCAGUGGUGGUCUGCUUCCUUGCACCUGCUCGGUACCUGCAUCGUGCCCUCUGCGUCAGCUGCAGUGUCACGCGCCUCGGCACUGCCCGCCUUGCUGCCCGCUGUCGUCGGCGACGUCCGCUUGCUUCUUUCGCUGUUUUUCUUCGUCUUGGUUGAUUGAAUAAGCAU